Lagenorhynchus albirostris (white-beaked dolphin) is the source of this 824-nucleotide messenger RNA. RefSeq names its product somatotropin. Gene Ontology annotation, cellular component: extracellular region. NCBI's taxonomy places the organism in Eukaryota, Metazoa, Chordata, Mammalia, Artiodactyla, Delphinidae. Gene Ontology annotation, biological process: positive regulation of growth; animal organ development; positive regulation of receptor signaling pathway via JAK-STAT. The transcript has 5 exons. Gene Ontology annotation, molecular function: hormone activity; growth hormone receptor binding. The record is from RefSeq and is a predicted model, not a curated record. The coding region runs from base 1 to 789 and encodes 262 amino acids.
AUGGAGAAAAUAGGUGGGGGCAGAGGGAGAGGGAGAAGAGGCCAGGGUAUAAAAACGGCCCACAAGGGACCAAUUCCAGGACCCCAGGACCCAGCUCCCCAGACAGCUCAGGGUCCUGUGGACAGCUCACCAGCUGUAAUGGCUGCAGGCCCUCGGAUCUCCAUGCUCCUGGCUUUCGCCCUGCUCUGCCUGCCCUGGACUCAGGAGGUGGGCGCCUUCCCAGCCAUGCCCUUGUCCAGCCUGUUUGCCAACGCUGUGCUCCGGGCCCAGCACCUGCACCAACUGGCGGCUGACACCUACAAAGAGUUUGAGCGCGCCUACAUCCCGGAGGGACAGAGAUACUCCAUCCAGAACACCCAGGCUGCCUUCUGCUUCUCGGAGACCAUCCCGGCCCCCACAGGCAAGGACGAGGCCCAGCAAAGAUCGGACGUGGAGCUGCUCCGCUUCUCGCUGCUGCUCAUCCAGUCGUGGCUCGGGCCCGUGCAGUUCCUCAGCAGGGUCUUCACCAACAGCCUGGUGUUUGGCACCUCGGACCGCGUCUAUGAGAAGCUGAAGGACCUGGAGGAGGGCAUCCAGGCCCUGAUGCGGGAGCUGGAAGAUGGCAGCCCCCGGGCUGGGCAGAUCCUCAAGCAGACCUACGACAAAUUUGACACAAACAUGCGCAGUGAUGACGCACUGCUCAAGAACUACGGGCUGCUCUCCUGCUUCAAGAAGGACCUGCACAAGGCUGAGACGUACCUGCGGGUCAUGAAGUGUCGCCGCUUCGUGGAGAGCAGCUGUGCCUUCUAGUUGCCGGGCAUCUCUGUUACCCCUCCCCAGUGCCU